Messenger RNA from Lepisosteus oculatus (spotted gar), 4599 nucleotides. The record is from RefSeq and is a predicted model, not a curated record. Lineage: Eukaryota; Metazoa; Chordata; Actinopteri; Semionotiformes; Lepisosteidae.
AGCUGUGGAGGGCUCCACAGUUAAAUCUCCUAAAUGAGGACACAGUGUAAUGCGUGAUAGGGAAUUGUUGUUUUUGAGACUGUAAAUGAGUUUCAGUCUAUGGAUAAAUUCUUGAAUUUGGAUAGACUGGAGGAAACGGGGUGCAACAUGAAGGUCGCCUGCUUUUCUGUAGGAGUGUUUUUUUCCAGAGGCUUUCCUGCAAUUGUAAAAAGACACGCAUUCGAAGGAUCUUGUGAGUCUAAAUAUACUAGCCUGAGGGACAUGGAUUUAUAAUGUGCGCUGAUGUGGAGCUCCAGUUUGAACGCCUGACCAGGGAGUUGGAGGUGGAACGACAGAUUGUUGCUAGUCAGCUGGAAAGAUGCCGACUGGGGGCAGAGUCGCCUAGCAUUGCCAGUGUCAGGGAGGAAAAUUCCAGCUCAUCUGAGAAGUCCUUCCCCUGGAGAUCAGGAGGUACAACUGCUACAGUCUGCAAUUUGAUGUUUCAGACGUUGAAGAUUGAUUCUCUCACUACAGAUGCCCCAGGAGCAGGAGGGACCAAAUCUCGCGUGACUGAACCCUCUCAGUCCACGUCCUACAGAAUCAGAACCGAACAGGAACAAGUGACACUCUACUCACCCGAACAGGCUUCUCUCCAUGAAAGUGAGGGGUCUGUGGGAAAUUCGCAUAGUUCAACGCAGAUGAACUCGUACUCCGAUAGUGGUUACCAGGAAACCAGCAGUUACUACAGCAGCCAGAAUCUGGUGAAGCCAGAGCUCAGGCUGCAGCAUUCCUUCCCUGGGACCUCGAGUAGCUCCACUCUGAUGAGAAGCACAAGAGCAGAAGGACAGACCUUAGUCCAGGCGCCUGUGAACAUUGCUCCUGCGUCUGCACGGGUGAUGAGGAGAGUGAGCUCUGUGCCGUCACGCACCCAGUCCCCAGCCUACGGCAGCAGCAUCUCGCCGUCCCGAGGGUCCUUGAGGACUUCCCUGGGCAGUGGUUACGGCUCCCCAGCGGCCGCUGAGCCCAAGCCCCUCGCCAACGUGUUUUCAGCCACCACACUCCCCCCCUCGCAGAGCCCCGGCUCCCCUUUCGCCGCCCAGAAGACCGGCUCCCCGGCUGCAGUGCGGAGGGUGGGCUCCACGAACUCCCGGCAGUCCGCGAACGCCAGCCGGGGCACCUCGCCGUACCAGGUCCUGGGGAAUUCCGCCCGAAUGGGCUCCCCUCUGACGCUGGUGGACGCUCAGACGAGGGUAGGCUCCCCCUCGCACCCCCAGCCGAGCAGCUCCAAUUCCCCGGUUCGCUCCAGCAUGACCGCGGUCCCACAGCACUAUGGGUCCACUUUGCAAAGAACGCUCCAUCACGACCCCGAUCCGUACGGGCAGCAGUCGUACGACAUCUACGAGAGGAUGAUCCCUCCGCGUCCAGACAGCCUCACAGAACUACUGGUAGAUGCGGUACAAGGAUUACGGAGCUCCUAUGCCAGUCAGCACAGUCAGCUGGGACAAGAUCUCCGAUCCGCUAUGUCUCCGGAUUUGCAUAUUACACCCAUCUAUGAGGGGAGGACUUUUCAGAGCCCUCUGUACCGCAGCCCAAAUCACGGCACAGUGGAGCUUCACCAUGGAACGCAGACUGCAGUCUACAGGCCCAGCUCAGGUGCUGGAAAUCUACAAAGGACCUCCAGUCAGCGCAGUGCGAUGACAUACCAAAGAAGCAACUAUGCCCUGAACACAACAGCCACCUAUGCAGAGCCCUACCGAACAGCACAGUACAGACCCUCUGAAUCUGGUUAUUCCAGACAGGCUGUUCCUGUGGAUGAUGGCACAACAAGGUCACCGUCCAUAGACAGCAUUCAGAAAGACCCCAGGGAGUUUGCUUGGCGAGACCCAGAGUUGCCUGAGGUGAUUCAUAUGCUGCAACAUCAAUUUCCUUCAGUUCAGGCCAACGCAGCGGCUUACCUGCAGCACCUGUGCUUUGGAGAUAAUAAAGUGAAAAGCGAGGUCUGUCAUCUGGGCGGUAUCAAGCACCUGGUCGACCUUUUGGACCAUAAAAUCCUUGAGGUGCAGAAGAAUGCCUGUGGAGCACUGCGGAAUCUCGUUUAUGGAAAAGCCACCGAUGACAACAAAAUAGCUGUGAGGAAUGCUGGUGGGGUCCCUGCGUUACUGCGGCUGCUGAGAAAGACGGUAGAUGCCGAAGUGAGAGAACUUGUCACAGGGGUGCUGUGGAACUUAUCGUCUUGCGAUGCAGUAAAAAUGACAAUCAUACGGGAUGCCUUAAGCACACUGACAAACACUGUGAUAGUCCCACAUUCUGGCUGGAACAGUUCGUCCUUUGAUGAUGAUCGCAAACUGAAAUUUCACUCUUCCCUUGUACUUCGAAACACCACAGGUUGUCUGAGGAAUCUCAGCUCGGCCGGGGAUGAGGCGCGAAAACAGAUGCGGACGUGCGAGGGGCUGGUGGAUUCUCUGCUGUAUGUCAUCAAGGCCUGUGUCAGCACGUCUGACUUUGACAGCAAGAUUGUGGAGAACUGUAUUUGCACAUUAAGGAACUUGUCAUACCGUCUGGAACUGGAGAUGCCUCAGACUCGUCUGCUGGGAACCAAUGAGCUCGAUGGUUUGCUGGGGAACGAAUCUCCAAGCAAAGAUGUAGAUUCUAGUUGCUGGGGGAAGAAAAAGAAGAAGAAAAAGAAAUUGGCACAAGACGACCAGUGGGAUGGAGUUGGCCCAAUUCCUGGAUUCUCUAAGCCUCCCAAAGGUGUUGAAAUGUUGUGGCAUCCGACUGUAGUGAAACCUUAUCUAACCCUCCUUGCGGAAAGUUCCAACCCAGCUACAUUAGAAGGAUCAGCAGGGUCUCUUCAGAAUCUUUCAGCAGGCAACUGGAAGUUUGCAGCCUAUAUCCGGGCAGCUGUCCGAAAGGAAAAGGGUCUCCCCAUCCUUGUGGAGCUGCUGAGGAUGGAUAAUGACCGGGUGGUGUGUUCUGUAGCAACGGCCUUAAGAAAUAUGGCCCUGGACGUGCGAAACAAGGAACUUAUAGGCAAGUAUGCCAUGAGAGACCUGGUCAACCGUCUUCCAGGCGGCAAUACGACAUUACUGUCUGAUGACACUGUGGCAGCUAUCUGCUGCACCCUGCAUGAGGUCACCAGUAAAAACAUGGAGAAUGCCAAGGCCUUGGCAGACACUGGGGGCAUCGAAAAGCUGGUGAAUAUCACUAAAGGAAGAGGAGAAAGGUAUUCGAUGAAAGUUGUGAAGGCUGCAGCUCAGGUGUUGAACACACUGUGGCAAUACAGAGACCUGCGCAGCAUCUAUAAAAAGGAUGGCUGGAACCAGACCCACUUCAUUACUCCGGUGUCCACUUUAGAGCGAGACAGGUACAAGUCACAUCCUACUUUACCAACCAGCAACCUGCAGAUGUCGCCAGUCAUCCAGUCAGCUGGUAGUGCAACAUCAUCACCUGCUUUGUUAGGAAUAAAAGAGCAACGUUCUGAUUAUCAGAGGACACAGCCAUCUAUGCAAUUUUACAACUACCAAGGAGACAACAAUGUACAUAAAAGUCAGUACACAGGGUCUGGGAAGCCAUCUCCAUUUUAUAUAGGUUCGUAUUCUUCGCCACCGAGGGAGGAAUCAAGGAGAACACAGCAUCAACAGCUGUAUUAUAGCCAAGAGGACCCCAGCAGGAGAAACUAUGACACCUACAAAGUUUACCUGCAAUCUCCACACAGCUACGAAGACCCCUACUUUGAUGAACAACUUCACUAUCCCUCUGCUACAGAGUAUACUUCCCAACCGCAUGGACUCAAAACAACGACAAACUACGUGGACUUUUAUUCCACUACACGGCGGCCUUCUUACAGAGCGGAACAGUACCCUGGAUCACCAGACUCUUGGGUAUAGAGGGAUUUCUUUUUUAAAAAGAGGCUAAUUUGAUUAAUUGUUUUCUUUGUUCGUUUUUUAAGUGAGCUGAAUGUGUCUGAUGGGAAAGAGAAUGUGAACCAAAGAAAGGGAUCAAGGAGGUGUUAAAAUGAGAGAACCAUGAAUUUGGUUUGACGGGGGCGUAAGGAGAUGUGUCAGAGUCUGCUUUGCUCUGUCCAGAUUUCAGAACUUUUUAUUUGUAGCUCUUGUAGAUUGGUGAAGGUGUGGGUCACAUGAUGAAAGGCUUGCAGUAGAGAAAAAGCUGAGGAAAGUGUACGUAGGCCAGAAUUAAUCAAGAUUUCAUAUCUAUGAAGAGAAUUUAACGAUGUACAGAGGAAUCAAAUUGUAUUCCUUUUUUGUUUUAUUGCUGUACUUAAAACUGAGAUUGUGUAUGCCAUCAAGUCUUGUACAUUUUCUUCAUUUCUUGUAAAUACAAAACAGAAAAUAAGCCAACUUGUUCUAAGAUCAGCAGCUCUGGUAAAGACAUGUGCCAUGUGAAAAUUAUAUAUAUUUAAAAAAAAAAUCUGGCAUCAUUACACAAGCAUUCAAAUGCUAAUAAACUACUUUUUUGUUUUUAAAUGGAUUGUGUAAUUGAAAACAUAGAUAUAUUAUCUUUAUUUUUCCAUUUCCUGUCCUGUUUCUUUCAUGGGAUAGUUCACUGCCAUUUUCUAUGCACAUGAAACAGAAAUAAAUGUGAACGUUUUGUCCAUGGAAA